This is a messenger RNA of Cotesia congregata, 330 nucleotides long. NCBI's taxonomy places the organism in Eukaryota, Metazoa, Arthropoda, Insecta, Hymenoptera, Braconidae. The record is from the annotation of a GenBank genome assembly.
AUGCAACAACGAGGAUCAUUCACCAAAGCUGGGAUGGUAUUUGUGAGAGCAGCUGUCCUAGCAGCUGUUAUUACCCAACUUUUGGGACCUAGUAAGGCCACGAGGCCUGCUGGUUCUCAUCCGGGACAUGCUUAUUUUGAACAACCUUGCUGCGGACACUCGCAUUUGCGGCAUCACAAAGGUGUAUAUGAACAUGUGUGGAAGAGAGAGGGCCGUAUGGAAUGUGGAAUGGUUGGUCUUCUUGUCUGGUGGUAUAGAGACUAUAGCAAACCCAGUACAGAGCCAGUUCAGAGAGUUAUUCGCCGCCGCGUGUGUUCUCGUGCGUGCUAG